Seminavis robusta is the source of this 533-nucleotide messenger RNA. Lineage: Eukaryota; Bacillariophyta; Bacillariophyceae; Naviculales; Naviculaceae. The record is from the annotation of a GenBank genome assembly.
AGGACACAAAACAAAGAACAAACUUGAUAGACAGUGAGAGCAAGAUGGUAUUGUUGGCGGCUACAGCAGUGGGCGUGGGUGGCUACGCAGCGUAUCGUGGAGGAGAAGCCGCCGUGAAUGCGACUGGUCGAGCGAUUGAAGACUCGAAGCGCGAAGGGCGGCGACGCGAAGAACAGCGCGGCAUGAACGCAAAGUCCCGACAGCGGAGUUCAAGACUCAAUGACAUUCAAAACAAAAUCGUCGCUGCCAAGAGUGGCUCUGUCACCGCUGAUACUACGAGUAGUAGUAAGACAGCUAGCAGCACUAGCACUAGCACAGGCUUGUCGCAAGAAAGCCAGCAAAACCUUCAAAAUGACAGAUUCAGUUCCAUCAAGGAGAGAUAUGCCGCAGAAAGAAACAAAACCAAAGAAAAAAAGGGAGUUUUCGGGAAAUUGUUCAAAAAGAAAUAGGAAAAAUAAUAAUUAGCACAAUUACCUGAUAGACUAUAUAGAUAGAAUCACAGCCUGAGCUGGCCAUACACAGUGUAGCUACAA